GGACGUACCAGAGCAAAGUAGAGGCGCCAGGGCAGUGGUUUGUGGAACUCAAGUUCAAGUCUUCCUGCCAGGAUGCAUCUCAAUGGUCCGAGUGGGCCGCAGGCCUUUGUGAACGACAGCUCUGGUGAUGUCGGCGGCACACUCUAUCCCAUUGGACAUAGCUAUCCGGCGGAAUAUCAGCAUAUGGUGCAUGCCCACUGGCGGGGAUUUCGCGAAGCACCCAUCUAUUAUCACGCCGGCAUCUACAUUGCCUUCAUAGUCCUCAUGUUCUCCAAUCUAUUUGGCAAUGGCUUGGUCAUCUGGAUUUUCUCCACCUCCAAGUCCCUGCGAACUCCAUCUAAUCUGCUGAUUCUGAAUCUGGCCGUCUUUGAUCUGUUCAUGUGUAGCAAUAUGCCGCAUUAUCUUCUCAAUGCGGCUGUUGGGUAUAUCGUUGGCGGGGAUCUAGGAUGCGAUAUUUAUGCGUUGAAUGGCGGCAUAUCUGGCAUGGGCGCAUCAAUAACGAAUGCCUUCAUUGCCUUCGACCGUUACAAGACCAUCUCGAACCCGAUUGAUGGGCGUUUAAGUUACGGACAAAUUGUGAUCUUGAUUAUUUUUACUUGGCUGUGGGCCACGCCCUUUUCGGUUCUACCCCUAUUUCAGAUCUGGGGCCGCUAUCAGCCGGAGGGUUUCCUGACUAGCUGCACCUUCGACUAUCUGUCCAGCACGGAUGAGAAUCGACUGUUUGUGCGCACCAUCUUUGUGUGGUCGUAUGUCAUACCGAUGACCAUGAUCCUAACCUCCUACUACAAGCUCUUCACCCACGUCCGCACCCACGAGAAGAUGCUGGCCAAUCAGGCCAAGAAGAUGAAUGUGAAAUCGCUGUCGGCCAAUGCCUCCAACGACAACAUGAGUGUGGAGCUGCGGAUUGCCAAGGCAGCCCUAAUCAUCUAUAUGCUGUUCAUCCUGGCCUGGACUCCGUACUCGGUGGUGGCCUUGAUCGGUUGCUUUGGGGAGCAACAGCUGAUAACGCCCUUCGUCUCCAUGCUGCCGUGCCUGGCCGCCAAGUCUGUUUCCUGCCUGGAUCCCUGGGUGUAUGCCACCAGUCAUCCCAAGUUCCGCCUGGAGCUGGAGCGUCGAUUGCCUUGGCUGGGCAUUCGGGAGAAGCAUGCCGCUUCUGGGUCAUCUGGGGGUCAGGAGAGUAUGGCCAGUGUCAGUGGCGACACGCUGGCUCUCAGUGUCCAAAACUGAUGAUACAUCGGAUAUACAUAGCCCCUGAAAUGGUAAAUGGAUUACGAGUUGAUUAGUUUAGUUCUAAGUGCGCAACGAACUAAAAAAGUUCAAAAAAAUACAAACCAAAAAAAGUUGGCAUUUGAAAAGAA
This is a messenger RNA of Drosophila persimilis, 1358 nucleotides long. RefSeq names its product opsin Rh5 (gene Rh5). Gene Ontology annotation, biological process: G protein-coupled receptor signaling pathway; visual perception. Lineage: Eukaryota; Metazoa; Arthropoda; Insecta; Diptera; Drosophilidae. Gene Ontology annotation, molecular function: G protein-coupled receptor activity. The transcript is spliced from 3 exons. The record is from RefSeq and is a predicted model, not a curated record. Gene Ontology annotation, cellular component: membrane. Bases 73 to 1227 code for a protein of 384 amino acids.